AUAUUUUCCUUCUUUUCUGUCACUACAUUGAGUACUAAAAUCCAAAAUGGCGAUGGAAAAAUUAUAUACUAUCCGUGAUACCCACACACGAUCCAUCACCGCAAUCGGAUACAAUCCAGGUCGGAGAGAGAUCCUGAUAGGAUGUGAAGAUGGUGUGAUAAAGACAUAUGAGGCAGAAGGAGGAAAGCUUGUUAUGGUCAUCACAGAGCACAAAGGCUGGGUCACAGACUUCCUGUAUUGGCCGGAUUGUAAGCUGAUGCUGUCUGCUGCUAAUGAUGGUUACAUAUUAGCCUGGUCGUCUGGAGGUAGUGUGUCUGACCGGAUACCUAUUGGCAUGCCUGUGUAUUGUAUGGCCAUCAAUCCUCGUAGACAUCAGCUUGUUUGUGGAGUAAAUGGUGGCAUACGUGUGUAUGCACUUGAUGAAAACCGAGACUCAGGACAUGUUAUAAAUAAUGAUGUGUUAUUCGUAGCAUGUGAACACAAAGACAUUGUCCGAUGUAUUAUUUGUAAUGAGUCACGCAUUUAUUCGGCUGGGUAUGAUCACCGCUUAGUUAUCUAUGAUUCGUCCUACACAGGAGAUAACAGUCUGGAGCCCAUAUUCCAGAACCCAACAGCACAUGAUGCAGGAAUUUCAUGUUUAUUACUUGCAAAAGAUAAUGAAAAUAAUACAUGGAUACUAACAGGGUCAUUUGACAAGAGUGUGAAGAUCUGGUCAGUUGAUGGUAAACCAGUACACAAGCUGGACAAUUUCCUAUCCACAGUAUCUGGUAUCUGUUAUGUCCCUCGUAACAAGACAGUUUGGGUAGCAGGCGGAACCUCUUAUGCUAGUCUUUUCGAUCCCAAGUCUGGGGACAAUGUUUCAGAUUUUAUUGGAACAUUUCAACAACAGGAAGAAGAAAAAUAUCAUUUACAGAUCCUUAAAUAUUUUGGUGAAUUAAAUGAAGUUGUUGCUUCAACUAGUCGGCGCCACCUGGUGGUGUGGAAAUAUAACUCAUCAGGUUGUAUUACAGCUCUUAAAUGUCGCAGCUCUCUAGAAAGUCUAUGUUACACUAAGAAGGUGCCUAUUCUACUAUUCAGUGGGGACAAUGAAGGCGUAAUCAUUAAAUGGGAACGUAUGCAAUCAAAUCACUUCAUGUAUAGUAAGGAGAUGUAUCAGCUGAGUGAUUCUAAACUAAAGAAGCAGCGUAAAGCUGGGAGUAAGGCACGUGAGCUGAUGAUGGAACAACAGCUGAGUCAGACCCCAACCUCACGGCCAGAGACGGCCCGACCUGAGACCAGUCGCAGCAGUAACAGGAGUGUACAAAGUCACUAUGCCUUCAACAAACCCAGCAUCCCACCCGUAUCCACACACAACCAUGCCAACACUACCAUCCUCAAGAUCCUGUUUGUAGAAAGCCUGGACUUCAUCAUUGCCGCCUCCGAGGACAGUAAUAUUUAUGUAUGGGGAUUUGAUGAUGAUGCUGUAAAGGCCCUCCAACACAUGAAGCCUCAGGACCUCCAGAAGCUCAUUAGCAAAUACAGUAUCCUCCUUGACUCUGACUCCGACCUACUGCCACAGAAUGCUAAACCAGGGGACAGUGACUCUGUCACAAAUCGUGUAGCUGGCUUUGUGUGUAAGCAUGUGUUUGCUGGCCACACUAGCUGUGUAACAAGUCUAGUGGUGAUAGGGAGGGACAAGGGAGUUAACUCAACAUAUGUGCUAAGUGCUGGCUGGGACAGAAGGAUUUGUCUGUGGGACCUUGAGGCUGGAGAUUUACUGGAUACAUUCAGAAACACAGGCACCACUAACUUGGAGAACAUAGAACUGGCCUGUGAUGGGGUGAUCAUGGACAUGGACUACUCAGACAAAUACAAUGAGUUUGCCUAUGCAUCCAGUGACAAGAUGGUUUACAUAAGAAAGUUUCAUACUAAUGGUGCCAAGAUGACCCUCGUCAACACUCUGCAGGGCCAUGAAGGGGAGAUCACAUGUGUACGAUGGAAUCCUCAUGGCAAAGGAUCAUGGGUAACAGGGUCAGAAGAUAGUACAAUCAGGAUUUGGGCAGGACAUGGUUUAAACGAGUGUGAGACAGUGUUAUCAGCCCAGGGUGGAGUGUGUUGUCUCUGUAUAGAUAUGCAGAAUGGCGCAAUUGUUGUGGGUGCACAGAAAUACAUCAGAGUAUAUGACCCAGAAAACUACCGUCUAGUUCAGACGAAUGAGGGCCACACAGACGCAAUCAGAAGUAUCAUACAUAUCCCUGAACGUAAUCAGUAUGUGUCAUGUUCCUGGGAUAAGACUAUUCGGGUUUGGAAUGGAUGGAAGAUGCCAAAACGAAAACGUCAACCCAAGGAUGGUAAAAAUGGAAAGGGAGAGAACCGCAAAACUUCCACUUCAGGUGUAAAAAAGGUAGGAUUUGUGGACCAGGAGGAGACAGAUGGGGAGAAAGGAGAGCAGGAAAACAAGACAAAGGAGACAGAAGAUAACACAGACAAUGAAGUGUUUACUGACACAGACGGGGAGUGUGUGUCACCAGGCGAGGAAACAGAGUAA
Messenger RNA from Ylistrum balloti, 2527 nucleotides. RefSeq lists its product as uncharacterized. NCBI's taxonomy places the organism in Eukaryota, Metazoa, Mollusca, Bivalvia, Pectinida, Pectinidae. The record is from RefSeq and is a predicted model, not a curated record. Gene Ontology annotation, molecular function: protein binding. The coding region runs from base 47 to 2527 and encodes 826 amino acids. The transcript has 21 exons.